This is a messenger RNA of Lentinula edodes (shiitake mushroom), 369 nucleotides long. RefSeq lists its product as uncharacterized. Bases 1 to 369 code for a protein of 122 amino acids. NCBI's taxonomy places the organism in Eukaryota, Fungi, Basidiomycota, Agaricomycetes, Agaricales, Omphalotaceae. The transcript is spliced from 2 exons. The record is from RefSeq and is a predicted model, not a curated record.
AUGAUCCCUGACAUUCCAACCAAUUACCCGCCAGCGCGCCCCGACCUCAAGGCUUUCCGACCUCCAAAAUCCCAAUCGAAAGUAGCUUAUUGGGUAUGGCGGGUGCAUAUGUGGAUAGAAGGGACGUUUUCACUGGCUAUGCUCGAGCCAUGGGAGAAACUGUUGCUUUUGAUCAUCUUCCUUACGACUUUCACACUUCUGGCUACUGGCAUCGUCAGAUACCUCCCGCAUCAUAUGUCGGUUAUGAAAGGCCGCGCUGUUUAUUACUUAUGGGGAAGCCAAAGUGGGGAGAGUCCAGUCGUCCAAUGGCUUGGGAAGAAUGCUGGUCCUAGUAGUAGUGAUCCCGGCAUAACAUGGGAGGAGUUGUAA